Messenger RNA from Sphaerodactylus townsendi, 3231 nucleotides. It is a transcript of the gene POLD3, whose product is annotated as DNA polymerase delta 3, accessory subunit. Bases 126 to 1499 code for a protein of 457 amino acids. The record is from RefSeq and is a predicted model, not a curated record. Gene Ontology annotation, biological process: DNA replication; DNA synthesis involved in UV-damage excision repair; nucleotide-excision repair, DNA gap filling. Gene Ontology annotation, molecular function: DNA-directed DNA polymerase activity. The transcript is spliced from 12 exons. NCBI's taxonomy places the organism in Eukaryota, Metazoa, Chordata, Lepidosauria, Squamata, Sphaerodactylidae. Gene Ontology annotation, cellular component: delta DNA polymerase complex; nucleus.
CGUGUCCCCGCUCGGCCGCCGUAGAGUCCUCGCGCGCUCGGCCUGCGGUUGCCAUGGCGGCGGCGGCGGGCUUUUCGGGGCGCUGAGGCGAGCGGGGAAGAGGCGUCGUCGUCGUCGUGUUCGCCAUGGAGGACGAGCUUUACCUGGAGAACAUCGACGAGUUCGUCACGGACCAGAACCGAGUCGUGACAUACAAAUGGCUGAGCUACACCCUAGGGGUUCACGUCAACCAAGCCAAGCAGAUGCUGUACGACUACGUGGAAAGAAAGCGGAAGGAGAAUUCAGGAGCCCAGCUGCACGUCGUCUACUUAGUGGCAGGAAACCUUGUGCAGAACGGCCACGUGCUGCACAAGGUCGCAGUAGUGAGAGAAGAUCAGCUAGAAGCUAUGAAGGCGAAGCUGUCCACUGUGGCCAGCGUGCACGUCUACAGCAUCCAGAAAGCCAUGCUGAAGGACAGCGGCCCGCUGUAUAACACGGACUAUGACAUCAUCAAGGCGAACCUACAGAACUGCAGCAAGUUCAGUGCUAUUCACUGCGCCGCUGCAGUUGCCCGGAUAGCAGCCGAAACGUCUCAGGCCGAGACUCCUGCGCAGGUGGAUUCCCAGCCAGCACGUGCCACGCAUGCCAGCAAAGCGCCUGUGGCCAAUGGCCACGCCCCGAGCACUGCCUCGAAACCUACCUCGCAGCAGGCCAAGGGUAUUAUGGGAAUGUUUGCCACGAAGUCCGUUGCCAAAUCCCAGGAAGCGCACAAGGAAGCCAAAACGGAGCCUAAAGAAACCCCCAGUGCCGCAGCUGCAAGCAGCAAGCCAGUCGCCAAAGGAAAUGUGCUGAACAACUUCUUUGAAAAAGCUGCCAUGAAUAAGGACGGCAAAACCAACGCUAAACCUGAAGAGCCGAAGGAAGAAAAAGCAGGAGCCAAGCCUCCCGUUUCUGCGGCGGAACCCAAAUCUCCUCCUGAGUCAGCCGGGCCUAAGAAACCAGGCAGGAAAGCCGAGGCUACCAAAGUCCAGCAGAAGGACAAGAAAAGAGCAAAGAGGGCAGAGAUGUCAGACGAAGAGGAGGAGGACCAAGGCCUGAAGAAGAAGAGGCGUCGGGUUAAGCGCCCUCCUUCUGAGAGCAGUGAAGAUGAGGAUGUUCCUGCAUCAUCCGUAACCCCUGAAGCAAAAGAACUUUCUCCUGAGCCAGUCCUGAAGGCGCAAACGGACCUUGUAUCCAUGGAGGCUUCCGCAGGAGGGAAGAAGCGGAAACGGAAGCGGGUGCUAAAGUCCAAAACCUUUGUCGACGAGGAAGGCUGUAUAGUCACAGAAAAAGUGUACGAGAGCGAGUCCUGCACAGACAGCGAAGAGGACUUCCGGCCCAAGCCCCCCGCGGCCCACAAGCCCCCUGCCGGGACCGUGAAGAGAGAGCCCAGAGAGGAGAAGAAAGGCGCAAGGAAGGGGGCGGCUGCAGGCAAGGCCAGCAAGCAAGCGUCAAUCACAGGCUUUUUCCAGAAGAAAUAAGGCAGCGCCAGAACCAAUCGCCGCCUUUUGUGACGCAGGGAUUUCCACAGGAGCAGCGGCUGGAACUUUAACCACCCGUGGAAAGCAAACUGCGCAGAGAGCAGCACUGGAGGCGACAGGAGGGUUUCGGUUUUGAAUACGUAACCUUACGUGACGGCCGUUUACACUUUUUGUUAACAGCCAGCCUUUGAGCUCCCCCCCCCCCCAACCCCUCGGCUGGCUCCAAAACUCUCUUCCCUUUAGCUCGUCACUACCAACUCUUCCCCCCACCCCCCUCUUCUUUUGCAUCUGGGAAUGGUUCUUCCUGGUCAACUUUGCUUUGGAGGCAGUUUUGCAGGUACUUCUGGGGCGGAGCUUCUCCCGGGGGGAGACCCAAGAUUCAGAUCUGCCGAGCGGAGUAAAGGGGGAUCCACACACCAGCCGCAGAAAUUCUGAAUGGCGCUUCGCCGUAGGAUCGCCUUCUUCACGACCUCUUUAGGAGGGGGGAUUUUCAGGUCUCCUUGAGAGCUGAAAGACCCAAAUCACCAUCGGGAGUCACAAUUUCACAGUAAAACCUGCCUCCUUUAAAAGAAGUUGUGUGUUUAUGUGUGCGUAGGUGCAGUUGGGAGAGGCGGCCGAUCAGUUUUGCCUUAAUUUCUGCCGAUUUCAAUUGUAAUGGGGGUUUACAUUAGUGUCUAUUCUAGCAUCUGUGGGGGUCAGUCAAUGCCAAACACAGCCGACGGAACCCAGUAUAUCUUAGGGGUUUUUUUUUACCCCUAGCGUUGUGAACGCUGCAGGGAAGGUACCAGCUUUAUAAGCCACGUUCAAAGUAUUAUGGACUCCCAAACCGACAGAGUCUGCAUCUGCUGUGAUGUGGGCCCAAAGAUCACCUGUCUGUAAGGAGGAAGAUCCUUUCGUCCCAAAACAGCCAUCCUCUUCUGAGGGUUGGUGCUGCGACAAGCCAGGUGGUUCCUCCACCACUACGAUAAAUUUGGUGGAGAUCAGAAAGCACACCUGUUCUCUUGUCCGCGGCAUCAGAAGGCAGGCGAGCUUAGCUCAAGCUCCCCCUGCUCCCCUGCUGAAUCUCGUGUCCCCCGAGGUCGGAAUGGGACGGUCAGGACUGCCCAGUAGUGUUCAAGAGGUUAGCAUCGACCCACUGGAGAUGACCCACAACCUUUCGGUCCCGGGUGAAUUGCUACAAGACAGAAGGGAAGAAAGGGCUGCCUUUGUGUUCAAAUUCCAGCAGUGCAGAAAUACACGUUUUUGUUCCGAGGUGUGGGACUGCCAGUAUUGCUUCUCCAGUCGAUUGGAGUCUGCCUACAACAGUUCUUUUUAAAAUAUAUAUAUAUACUUUUUAUUCAAUACAGCAGUUCCAGAGGCUGCCCAGAACAAAUGGUUUGGCCUUUGGACUCUGAGCCCCCCCGCCCCGCCCCCCAUGUAAUGAACAGCCCCACGGGAGAUGUGAUUUGGCAUCAACUGCAGAGUUCAACAUAACCACUGAGAAAGACUUUGUUUCCUCAUGACAGUGUUGUUUGGGGGGUUUUAUUUAUUCACCUCUGUUUUGUUUUUAUGAAUAAGGAAUACGAGCCGGAGGCUGGGAAUCCUUGACUUGCCUUUUUCUAAGUAUUCUGCCUUUCUGAUCAUUAAAAUUAACACUUCCAUUUUUUUCCUCCUUUUAUGUGUUCAGAUUUUUGUCCGGGGGGUGGGGGCGCAAAAAAGAAACAUUAAAUAAAAAGACAAUAUUCUCUUUUGA